AUGAACUUCUAUUUCCAUCGCUCUAAUUUCCACUGCCUCUCUAUUGAUUCAAGGACGAACUUUUCACGUUCACGUUCUUACGUUUUUCAGGUGAAUUUCGGUCGCGAUGUAUGUACCAAACUCAAAAAGUGUACAUUCAGUAAUACUAUCGCUGACAUAUUUUUCGAUUCGUUCUUCAGUAAAAAGAUCCCCUCAGAAGAAGUGUCAUCCGUAUUUACUGAUGCACUCCGGAACCUUUUUGAAACGGAAGUAGCGCCAUUCAAAUCGUCGGUAUUCAGUCUUUCCAUUCUGAAAGAAGAAAUGCAAAAGAAUGCUACCUACACAAUACCGUUCAUCUCUCUUACAAUACUUCUACUAGUCAGCUUCACAGUUGGAUCAUGUAUGACAGGCGACUGGAUAACUUCGAAACCUAUCGAGGCAAUGAUAGGUGUCCUCACCUCAACGAUGGCAAUCGUCAGCGCUGGUGGCCUUCUGUUUGGUCUUGGAGAACCAUUUAUUUAUCAGGUUGGAUAUACACCACACUGCACUUACAUACUUGUUAACUAA
This is a messenger RNA of Cooperia oncophora, 546 nucleotides long. Lineage: Eukaryota; Metazoa; Nematoda; Chromadorea; Rhabditida; Trichostrongylidae. The record is from the annotation of a GenBank genome assembly.